AGCCCAAAAAUUCCAAGUAUAAAGGGCCGACCAAAAAAAACCCCCUAGGGCCCGUAAUAAACUUGAGCCAGCAGCACUACAAAGAUUGGUCCAAGGACAACAAACGUGAUGAAAAACUUAUAACCCUAAUUUUUGGUUACAGAACAAAUCGCUUUCUCAUCUUCUUCCUUUGGAGAAACAACGAUGAUCUCGGAUCUCCCUGCGGAUUUAUUAGAGGAAAUACUCUAUAGAGUCCCAGCCACAUCUCACAAACAGUUAAGAUCUACUUGCAAACUAUGGAACGUUUUAAUAAAGAAAAACCGAAGAUUCACCGAAAAGCACUUUCACGAAGCUUCAAAGCAGUCAGCGGUACUGAUGUUGGAUGAUCGUAAGGUUCGUUCAAUGAACGUUAAUCUCAACGUUUCUGCUCCAUCUAUAGAGUUUAAGAGUGCACUUAGCCUAAAGGAUUCACAUUCUAAUUUAGAACAAGUUAAUAUAGCUAGAGUUUUUCAUUGCGAUGGUUUGUUGUUAUGCACCACCAAGGAAGAUAGACUCGUGGUUUGGAAUCCGUAUUUUGGGGUAACCAGGUGGAUCCAACUCAAAUCUGAUUAUAAGAGCGACUUUACCUAUGCUCUAGGAUACGUAGAUAACAAAUCUUGUCGUACCUACAAAAUCUUGAGGCCUUGGGAAAUACCUAGCAUUGAAGGUCUUGGGUUAGAAAUCUAUGAGUUUAGUUCUAAUUCAUGGAGGGUUCCUCUAAGUAACGUCGCUUUAUUAUACACCUACUUCGAUUCUGAUACUGGUGUGUCUUUGAAGGGAAAUACUUACUGGCUUAAUUAUAAUAGUGAAGAUUUCUUAUUCCCUUUUGAUUUUAAGACAGAGAGAUUUAAAUGUUUGCCUCCGCCAACAUGGAUCGAUGGUACGGUAGUUCUAUCAGUUGUUAGAGAAGAACAACUCUCACUUUUAUAUGAAAAUAAUAGAACAUCAAAGAUGGAGAUAUGGAUUACCACUAAUAUUGAUACUGAAGCCGAGGUGUUGUGGAGCAAAUCUUUUAUAGUGGAUUCAGAAAUUCAAGAUCCUUAUACUUAUCAUAUUUGCUCGAGUUCUUUGAUUGAUGAGGAGAAGAAAGUGGUUGUGUGUUGUAUUGUAAGUUCUGAUCAUUACAAUAGGAUUAAUAGGAUGUAUACGGUAAACAUUAUUGGUGAGGACGAUGAGUAUUAUACAGAAAUUCCUAAUGACGAAUCCCUUAGUGCUGAGGAUGAUAAAUAUUUGUCUCGUCGGUGGCCAAUCAUCUUCAAUUAUGUUCCAAGUUUGGUUCAAAUAUAGCAAGGUAGAGGCAAAAGAAGAGAAGGGAAAUAAUUGAUAAAAAAAAAAAAAAGAAGUAAGGUUGUAGCUCGUCUUUGUUUCCUAUGGUUAUGUUUUUGUAGACAAUGUCGUUUGAUUAAAUCAAUGAACUGUUCGUUUAUUUUAGCUUUUCUGUACAUCACUUGUUAUUUUAUUGAUUCCUUUAUUUUCUUGCGUUUCAUAGACCAGCAUGAUUGGAAGUAAAGUGUUGAUAAAAUGUAGUUUCAUGAUUUGCGGUUAGCUGUUAGUUUGUUUUUCCAGAUAAUGAGAAACGGGUGAGAAGGUUUUUGCUA
Molecule: messenger RNA, 1616 nt
Organism: Arabidopsis lyrata subsp. lyrata
Lineage: Eukaryota; Viridiplantae; Streptophyta; Magnoliopsida; Brassicales; Brassicaceae
Product: putative F-box only protein 9
Exons: 1
Coding region: 184-1305 (373 amino acids)
Molecular function (GO): protein binding
Source: RefSeq, a predicted model, not a curated record